Brenthis ino (lesser marbled fritillary) is the source of this 2505-nucleotide messenger RNA. The record is from the annotation of a GenBank genome assembly. Lineage: Eukaryota; Metazoa; Arthropoda; Insecta; Lepidoptera; Nymphalidae.
AUGGCUGGAAUACCUGACUCCCCUUCAUCAAGCGCUACUCCAGAAGAUACCCCAUCGCCAUCACCCGCACCUGAAAUAAAUAAAUUUAACUGGCUGAAACACGCAAAAAAUGCAAGAAAUAAUCCAUUCGUAAAAGCACGGCCGUCUUUAAAUCGAGAAAGUUCCACUGCAGAACUGUUUUCAAGAGAGAACUCCAGUUCGGAUUUCUUUCAAAAUUCUCGGUUGAAUUUAUUUGAUGCUCCGCCGAAGCCAGAAACUUCCCAAGGAUACGCCAAGGGUGUGUCAUUUAUAGGAUGGCAUCAGCGCACGAAGUUAGAGCGAGUGUUACUCGUCACAACUGCGAUACUCCUAGUAGCUGUUCUUAUGACCAUCUCUAUACUACUGACUGUUCGCGGCACUGCAAAUAUUCCUGUACCCCCGUGCUACCAGCCUGAGCCUAAAGAAGAAAGCAGCGUGUGUUUGUCAAGUUCAUGUAUUUAUACGGCUAGCGAAGUAAUCCGAGCGUUAGACGUAACUAAGGACCCUUGUGACGAUUUUUAUGACUUUGCCUGUGGGGGGUGGAUCAGAAAUAACCCCAUACCAGAGGGGAAAUCUAGCUGGGGUAUCUUUAGCAAGAUAGAACUGCAGAACCAACUUAUCAUCAGAUCGGCAUUAGAGAAAGUAAAUACAACUGACCCAAGGGACGCAGAGGCUAAAGCUCGCGUGUACUAUGACGCUUGUAUAGACACGAACGAAACUAUAGAAAAGUUAGGGGAAAAACCUUUAAUAGACAUUAUAAAGAAACUUGGUGGCUGGCAUAUACUCUCAAAUACAUUAGUAAAACAGCACAAAUGGGAUUUGCAAAAGUUACUUCAAGAUGUGCAAAACACGUACAACUUAGGUGGUCUCUUCAACUGGGCGGUUACAGAAGAUGAUAGAAAUUCUUCGAAACAUGUGAUAGUUCUCGACCAAGGCGGUCUAAAUUUGCCGACACGAGACAAUUACCUAAACAAAACAGCCCACAAAAAAGUAUUGGACGCAUACCUAGAUUAUAUGACACGUAUAUGCGUUUUGUUGGGCGCCAACAAAUCUGAGGCAAAAGCUCAAAUGAAUAAAGUGAUUCAAUUCGAAACCGAGCUUGCAAAUAUAACUAUACCAGCAGAAGAUAGACGUGAUGAAGAGGGCUUAUACAACCCGUAUACAAUAAAGCAAUGGCAGAAGGAAGCACCGUUCUUAAAUUGGUCGAUGUUCUUCAAUGAUGCUUUCAAACUUGUUAAUAGAACUAUAUUAGAUAAUGAAAGAAUUGUUGUGUACGCGCCGGAAUAUUUUAAGAAUCUGACGAGAGUUUUAAGGAAGUACAGUAAAACCGAAGAAGAUCAAAAAACACUCACGAGCUAUAUGAUGUGGCAAGUGUCACGAUCUCUAUCAACUUAUCUCUCCAAAUCCUUCCGAGACGCAACGAAAAUAUUGAGAAAAGCCCUUUUCGGUUCCGAAGGCACGGAGGAGUCUUGGAGAUAUUGUGUUACGGAUACUAAUAAUGCUAUUGGUUUUGCCGUCGGAGCAAUGUUUGUUAGGGAAGUGUUCCACGGCGAAGCGAAGACACAAGGCGAGAUAAUGAUAGAUAAUAUACGAGCUGCAUUUAAGAAACAUCUCAAAGACUUAGAUUGGAUGGACGCUGAGACGAGGGAUGCUGCUGAAACAAAGGCUGACGCGAUUACUGAUAUGAUAGGCUUUCCCGACUACAUUCUGCAUAAAGAAGAAUUAGACAAGCAGUACGAAGAGUUAGAAGUGAAACCGAAUGAAUAUUUCGAUAACAAUAUCGCUUACAACGUUUUCAGUCUUAAACACGAUCUUAGGAAGUUAGACCAGCCCGUUAAUAAAACGAAGUGGGGCAUGACACCAUCAACAGUAAACGCUUAUUACACACCAACUAAAAACCAAAUAGUAUUUCCUGCUGGUAUCUUGCAACUACCAUUUUACGAUGGAGACAAUCCUAAGAGUGUGAACUAUGGCGCUAUGGGGGUUGUUAUGGGACAUGAACUGACUCACGCCUUCGAUGACCAAGGAAGAGAAUAUGAUAGAUUUGGCAAUCUCAACCGGUGGUGGAACAACGCGACCAUAUUGAGAUUUAAGAAGCGGACAGAAUGUAUCCAGCGACAGUAUUCGACUUAUAAGAUAGAAGGACAACAUUUAAAUGGGAAACAAACUCUUGGUGAGAACAUAGCCGAUAAUGGUGGUCUGAAAGCUUCGUUCCACGCCUACCUCGAGUACAGCAAGAAAGCUAAAGUCAACUAUACACUACCUGGAUUGAAAUACAAUCAUCGUCAACUGUUUUUUAUAUCUUUUGCUCAGGUGUGGUGUUCAGCCAUGACAAAAGAAUCGACAAAAAUGCAAAUAGAAAAAGACGACCAUACCGUUGCCAAAUACAGAGUCAUCGGACCUAUAUCCAAUCUACCAGAAUUUUCUCAAGAGUUCAACUGUCCAGAACGUUCUAGAAUGAAUCCCGUGGACAAAUGUGUGAUUUGG